Drosophila eugracilis is the source of this 1869-nucleotide messenger RNA. Its product is annotated as hippocampus abundant transcript-like protein 1. Gene Ontology annotation, biological process: transmembrane transport. The record is from RefSeq and is a predicted model, not a curated record. Gene Ontology annotation, molecular function: transmembrane transporter activity. The transcript has a single exon. Lineage: Eukaryota; Metazoa; Arthropoda; Insecta; Diptera; Drosophilidae. Bases 99 to 1847 code for a protein of 582 amino acids.
ACUAUUUUUAUUAAGACACUGAGGCGUAUAAAUUAAAUUUGGUACUGCAGUUGUUCGACUGUUCGGAAUUUGUUAGUUUGCGAUCGGCACGCGCUAUUAUGGCGCGGCUCGAUUUGUUGGGAACUUUGGUGAAAAUAUUGGGCGAGCGUUCUGGAAUAGGAAAAGCCAGCGUUUGGCACGCCGUUAUCGUGACCUUUCUCCAUUACUUCUCCUGGGGUCUACUCACCGUGCCCUUUAUCGAAAAACUAUCCGCAUCGUUUGGAAAUCGCGUCCUUCUCGUCGAUGGAUUGGUCUACGGACUUCGAGGCAUCUUAGGUUUUGUAACCACUCCUGUGAUGGGCGCCGUUUCCGAUUUCCGGGGGCGAAAAGUGGUUAUGCUACUGGCUGUAGCAACUACCUAUUCACCAAUUCCAUUCAUGAUGAUAAAAAGUUGGUGGUUCUUUGCUCUACUCGCCUUGAGCUCCAUCUGUGGCAGCACUUAUUCCUCAUCCCUGGCCUAUGUGUCUGAUGUCACUAGUGUGAGUGACCGAUCAAAGGGAUAUGGCAUAGUAGCGGCCAGUUUCGGGGCAGGAAUAGCUUUUUCACCACUUUUGGGUAAUUACCUGAUGAAGUCUUUUGGAUCAGGAUCAGUUAUUAUGAUUGCAACUAUCACUGGACUGAUAAAUAUUUUGUUUAUCAUUUUCGGAGUUCCGGAAAGCUUGAUUGUAAAUGAUAUAAGCCUUGUCUUAGAUGAAACGGAUGACUGGAGCCAGAGAUUGGAUGAUGAUGACGUAGCGAAACACAUCUCAAUUGUAAAAGAAGAGUGUCAACUUGAAAAUAUUCAAGAAAAACAACAGAAUGAGGAAGGAUAUAUUGAAAUUUUUAGAGAUAAUGAUGAGAAUUUGAAGAACAAACCUAUCUUAGAAUUAAAAGAUGAAGAACCAACGCAAAUUUUGAACAAAAAUGGAAAAAUCGUUGACCAAAAUAAAAAUUUCACAAAACAGGAAAAGAUAUUGAAUCCCUAUAAGAAUGAGCACAUGGCAAGGCAAACUGAAGAUAGGAUUAACGAUAAUACUAAGCUCAACACAUCCGAUCUUUGGGCUGUGCUACGUAGAAGCCGAAAGGAUAAAAACCUCAUGGUGAUAUAUCUUAUAACAUUCCUCUCAUGUUGGGCCUUUGCUGGUGUAGAUUCAACAGCUCCAGUAUACCUGAAAACAAGCAUGGGAUUCGAAUAUGAAGAAGUCUCCAUGAUGCUAGGAUUACUCUCUGUCAUAGCGGUCUCAUCAAAUCUCCUUCUGGGUUACAUUAUGAAUCUAGUGGGUGCCAAGUGGUUGAUCCGAUUGGGCUUACUACUUCUGCUCUCACAGCUCAUCUUCUUUGCCUUUGCGACUCAGCAUUGGAUAUACUGGAUGAGCAGCAUAAUGGCCGCCAUGGCCACAAUAAUCCCAGCAGCCAAUAAUGCGGUGGCUUCGAUUUAUGCCAGUCCUGAAAAUCAGGGAGCUGUUCUUGGGAUUAUCUCAGGGAUCGAAUGUUUAAGCGAGGGUGUCGGUCCUGCUUUUUUUGGAGUACUCUUCUAUAUUUUUCAGGAUGAUUCAAAAGAUCAUCCUCUAAUAUCACCUAUUCCAGUGCCCUUCGUCAUUAGUGCCAUUGGGGUCUUUGUGGCCAUCAUUCUGACCGGUUUGAUUAAAAAGGAGAAUAUAGAAAAGGAACAUAAGAUGUACAAGACCUCUGAUGAGGCAUUGGAUGAUGAAGACGAGCGGAGACCACUAACGAAAGCAAUCUUUAAAGACGAUGAUAAUGGUGGUUAUAUUAAAUUAGAUUUAGAGGACUAUUACGAUUCUGACUGUAAGGAACGAGGCUUUAAAUAAAUGUAAAAUUGAAUUACUGCUA